AUGACUGCAGCUGAGAUUGAAGCUUCUGAGAGCAGCCCUGUUACCAAGACGUUCGCAAUUGGGCCAGAUGACUUCCAGAGCGGACCAGACCCGACCAUGUUCCCGGUCGACUUACCGGCCUCGGGGCGCCACCCCAACGACAGCAGCGUCCUUUCUGAUGAGGAUUGGAGACUUGGCAAGCCAUUUCCUGCAGAUACGACUUGCGGCAUGUGGGCGCGACCCAGAAAGCCAUUCGACACCCUACCAACCGCCAUCACUUCACGGCUCCGACGUGAGAAGUCGGACAAACAGCCACGACCCAAGCAAGGCGUGGCUGUCAUCACCUUGGCAGUGGCUAUGUACAACCCUGGCUGCGCGUCCUUUGUCGCAGCGUAUUGCCGAUUCGAGACGACGUCCGAGUUCUUGGCCUUCGUCGAUCGCACCCUGCCUCGGGUCACCAUGUCCUGGGUUGGUGCCAUGGCCCGCCAGCCCCCCCGAGAGCAAGGCAGCACGAAGGGGGUGUCGAAUAAGCGCGUCAAAAGCAGCCAGCUGUGGGAGGCGUUCGACCUGAUCAACGAACGCCAGCACUACCGGCGAUAUCUUGUCAGGACGAACCGCAAGCUCAUGCUACUCAACCACGACGACAAACCAGAGCCAACCGACGAGGAACUGGAGGCUGCCACAGUCACCGACAUCGACAAGCUGUGGUCGACCAUCGCGGUCCUGUUCGCCAUCUUACGGGCCUUCACUGACCGCUUCACUGAACACCCUACCGCACCAGCCGGCCCGACGUGCUCUUGGGGGUUCAACAACGAAGACUGGUUCAGGGCUUGGUUGAUGCUGGAAUUCAUGCGCCACCGGCGCUCAAAGAGCCGACCGUCGUUUAAGUCGAGUACUCAUCAUCCCCCGAAAUGGUGGGGGUACUUUACUGGAGAAGAGCCGGACGAUGAUGAGGCGACCGAGGCGAGCCCCAUGGACAGACUGCGUGAACACGCGCGACAGUGUGAGCAAGAACUCGCAGACUUAGGCGCCAUUUUCAACGAAGAUGACGACGAAGGGGACCGUGAUGAUGAGCUCUCGCAGGAGCAGGUCAACAGUCUCCUUCAAAGCACGUCCGUCCGGCCUGAUACAGCUCCGCAUGACCUCAAUUCUGGCGAGGCGCAGGUCAUGGUAUCAAACGCCAUUUCCGACCGCUUCGCCCGACACCUCAAUCUUCUGGCCCCGGGGAUUGACAUGCAACAGAGGCUACAAGAGAGGGUCAACGCUGGGACGAUUCCGGACCGGCCUCCUCUGACCUCGACAGAGGCCCAACGUCUGAUGGUCAAGUUACGUGGCCUCUCAAACAUCAGGCACCAGGAGCAACCGCCAGCGUCUGAUGUCGCACGAGAAAACCCGGCCAGGACUGCAAACAUGCUGGGUGACCGCCCUGCGAAGGUCCAAGACCUGGCCAGGAUUGCUGAUGAGUUGGGGUUGGUGCCUGGCAACGAAUUCGCCUUCCGAGUCCCCGCGGAUAGCCAGGCUGCGGCCGAACUGGCUUUUAAGCCUGCGCAGGUUAUAGAUGCCUAUGAUAUCUCCCACCGCCUCAUGUCCCCUAUCAGAGCCGCUGUCCUUGGCAGUGAGUGUGGCACAGGGAAGACCAACGUUGCACUCAUGGCAAUCUGGAUCAUGGUGCAGAAGAUCAAGAGCGGCAACUUCUCAUACGGACCCGGCAAGCCCAAAUACCUGCCAUCGAUCAUGUUCAUGCCACCAUCCGCUAUCAGACAGUUCGUCCGAUCCGUCAAGCGGUUCUGGCCGAAAGUAUUCCGCGUCUAUUGUCUUUACUCGCACUGGAAGUACGCGGACAUCAUCCUGGCCGAUGUUGUAUGCAACAUUGUUGAGUUCAAGGCAGCGAUGAGCCGCUGCAUGUCAAAUCCCGAGGAUGAGAGCACCGGCCUUACGCUCUUCAUUACAACAUAUCAGACUGGCAUGCGGCGCUUGUUCCGAGGCGUAGACGACCCUAAGCGACUUGACGAUGAAGAGCUUGAGUUGCGCAAGCAAGUCGAACUCGGGUACGCUCGGGCGAACUCGCGUGCGGCGAGAGCUGCUCGGGCAUCGACAACGCCAAGAUUUGCCUCCGAAGACAUAGCGGAGCUUGACCCCGAAGAAAGAGAGUCGUACGAAGAAGCCGAUGAGGCCGCCUAUUCCGAAGCCGAUGUAUUGAUCGAAGAAGACGAUGAUAGCCUCGAUGUUAAUGGUGGACCCGAAGCCGUGCAGAGGUCCAGGACUGGCGCCGCCAAAGCAUUCGAACAUUCCCGGGAGUUGGUUUUUGAGGGAGAAUUCGCCAUUGUCAUAUGUGACGAGUGCCAUGUCGUCAAAGACCCGGCCUCUAUUAGCAAUCACAUGGUGGCUAUGCUCAAGAAGGUCAGCUGGCUCGGAAUUUCUGCCACCCCAGCAGCGAACACUGGCCUCGACUAUCUCGGAUAUCUGCUGCUCGUCUGGAAGACGGGUUUUCCCUUUGGAUUCGGGCACAACGAGACUGAGCUGGCAACACCCUUCUUCGACAGUCACGUCAUCGAAAGCAUCGAGCGCAAGGAGGGACCUUAG
Molecule: messenger RNA, 2562 nt
Organism: Purpureocillium lilacinum
Lineage: Eukaryota; Fungi; Ascomycota; Sordariomycetes; Hypocreales; Ophiocordycipitaceae
Source: RefSeq, a predicted model, not a curated record